This is a messenger RNA of Monodelphis domestica (gray short-tailed opossum), 9646 nucleotides long. It is a transcript of the gene LIMD1, whose product is annotated as LIM domain containing 1. Gene Ontology annotation, molecular function: transcription corepressor activity. The record is from RefSeq and is a predicted model, not a curated record. Gene Ontology annotation, biological process: negative regulation of hippo signaling; response to hypoxia; cytoskeleton organization. Gene Ontology annotation, cellular component: transcription regulator complex; P-body; adherens junction. NCBI's taxonomy places the organism in Eukaryota, Metazoa, Chordata, Mammalia, Didelphimorphia, Didelphidae.
GCGCUGAAUGUCACAAAGCGGCAGAGGGAAGAAGGGCGAGCCUCCGGGACGGAGGCAGAGGCAGAGGCACGCAUCGCCCGCCCUCCACUUCCGCGUCUACAGCUGCGCUCCUGCAGGACCCACGGGCUGCUGGCCCGGCCGAUCUCUCCUCAGCACCCGGGACGAGCCCUGCCCAGCCCAACCCAGUGCGCCCGGCCGUCCGGUCGUCCAGGCGCGGGGACAAUGCGCUAGGCGGCCCGCGCACCCGGGCAGCCCUGAGCCCGCGCACGCAGCCCUCCGGCCUCAGCGGUGAUUGACCCUAGCCUCUCGCUUCCUCCUCCUCCUCCUUCCUCUUUCCUCUGCCUCCACUUAUCCGGCCGAGAUUGGAGCUUUCCAAGUUACCGCCGCUGCCAGGGAGGGAAGAGGGACUGGGCUCCGAAGGCCCUCUUUUGCCCCAGUUUACCUCUCAGCGCUGCGCGAUCAGCCCGGCCCUCCUCCUGCCUCUCAGUGCCCUGGCAGUCCCUCGGCCCCUGCUCCGCACUCGGUAAGGUUCCGGGCACAUUUGGGGGUGAGGAGGGGCUGCCUUUGUUGUUUACGGCCCAAGAGGUGACUUUCUUUGCUUGAGGCCAGCCCGGGGCUGACUGGGGCGCUGGGCUGCCCGAAGUUUGUGGGAAGAGAGCGGCCACCUGCUUGUGGAUGGCCCUGCAGGGAGCAGCAGAAGAGCUGGGCGGGAAAGUCGGCCAAAUUGUCUCUGCCCAGAGUUUGCAGUCUUAGAAAACUUUUUCCCGGAGGAAUCAUGCCCCUGGUAUUUGCCACAUGAUGAUCGCAGCUCUCUGAGACUCAAGCCUUCUCUCCUGUGCAUUCCGAUUGGGUUCUCGCCCCUCCUCCAGCAAACGCCCGCCCGCCUGCCCGUGGGGCCCAAGGACCAGUUGCCAGGGGACAGGGCUCGGUGCUGAGACAACAUGGACAAGUAUGAAGACUUGGGCCUUGAGGCCAGUAAAUUUAUUGAGGACCUCAACAUGUAUGAGGCCUCCAAGGAUGGCCUGUUCAGAGUGGAUAAGGGAGCCGGCAACAACCCUGAGUUCGAGGAGACCAGGAGAGUGUUUGCCACCAAGAUGGCCAAGAUCCACCUCCAGAAGCAGCAGCAGUUGCUGCAGGAGGACCUGCUGCAGGGGGGGAGUGGUUCCCUCAAUGGGGGAGGGCGGCUGGCCCCCCAGAUCCAACAUGCAGGACCCUUCCCCCACCGGGAGGCAGGGGGGAGCAGUAAACUGUCCCUGGGGGAUGGAGCUGCCAAACCCCCUCUGGCUACACCUUCCUUGGCAUCUGGGGCAGGGCCAGUGACACCAUGCCCAAUGAGUCAGCUGGCCUUUCAGAGCCAGUCACACUCAUCUGUACCCCAGGGUCAGCGGGCCAGGUUGCAUCCUGAGGGCCAGAGGAGAGCCAGCCAGGACUUUAGUUAUGGAAAUGGUACAGGGAAUUCUUCAGUCUCUACUUUGCAGGGGCUAGAUUCUAGGGGUGCUAGUGCUAUGGGCCCUGCUCAAGAGGCCUUUUCUUCUCUUUCUCAUGGAGAUUACUAUGACAACUACCCUGGGCAGAAGUGGGGAGAGGAAGCUACCCAGUUCACCAGUAUCAAACCAAGCACAGGAAGCUCUUGGCCAGCCUCCAAAUCUGCACCUGACCCUCACCUAUACCAGUCCCAGCCAUCUCCAAACUCUUGCAGGUCUUUUGAGAGUGGCUACAGUAGUCAAGAUGGCAGUGGAAAUGAGGGCCACCAACUGGGAGGGGACUCUGAACAGAAGCCAACAGCUGGCCAACCACGAUCAUCUUCUUUUUCCCACACACUCAAUUCUAGAGCUCCUCCCCCAGCCCCAGAAAUAGUGGCCCCCUUGGCCCUUCCACAGCAGAGGUCAUCUUCUUUCUCAACACCAUCCCCUCUGACAGCUUCAGGUACUUCACUUCAGGGAGAUCCACCAAGAAAAGGGGCUGGGGUGGAGAAGGAUGUUCCUGGCACUGUAGCCAAACCCACUGGGGACUCUCAGCUCUGGUACCAUGGCAGCCCCAAAUCUUAUAUUUCAAGUUCAGUUCCUGCCCCAGUGCCAACCAACAUUGACUAUCAGCCUUCCGGUGCUGCUUACCCUAAGCCCAUCGACCACUUCGUAGCUCAUGGGCAGACUCCCCAGCCCAGUUGCAGGGAGGCUGGCACAAAUCCCAAGUUGAGUUUCUCCAACCUCUCUUUGGGCCCAAUGUUGUCUGAUGCUCCUGCAUCUGCUUUUCAAGAGGGGCCAAAUAGCUUGCCAUCUGAGAGUGGCCAAGGGAGUGUCCAUCCAGAGAACUCCAGCUCCACCAAAGUAAAACUACCCUGUCAGACCCUCCUUCCACCCCCAGAGCAAGGGCUGUCUGCAGUAGAAUUAAAAUUAGAAGCACUCACCCAGCGCCUGGAGCAGGAGAUGGAUAUUCAUCCUAAGGCAGAUUAUUUUGGAGCAUGCGUGAAAUGCAAUAAGGGUGUCUUUGGAGCCAACCAAGCCUGCCAAGCAAUGGGGAACCUCUACCAUGACAGCUGCUUCACCUGUGGAGCUUGCAGUCGGAAGCUGAGGGGGAAAGCCUUUUAUUUUGUUAAUGGAAAAGUAUUCUGUGAAGAAGACUUCCUGUAUUCUGGUUUCCAGCAAUCUGCUGACAGGUGUUUUGUUUGUGGACACUUGAUAAUGGAUAUGAUCCUGCAAGCCUUAGGAAAGUCCUAUCACCCAGGCUGUUUCCGCUGUGUAAUCUGUAACGAGUGUUUGGAUGGGGUGCCCUUCACAGUCGACACAGAGAACAAGAUCUAUUGUGUCCGAGAUUACCACAAGGUGUUAGCACCCAAGUGUGCAGCAUGUGGACUCCCAAUUCUUCCAUCUGAGGGCUCUGACGAAACCAUCCGUGUUGUGUCAAUGGAUAAAGACUACCAUGUGGAGUGUUAUCACUGUGAGGAUUGCGGGAUGGAACUCAAUGAUGAAGAUGGCCACCGGUGCUACCCUCUGGAAGACCACUUGCUCUGUCAUGCCUGCCAUCUGAAGCACAUUGAGAAGGGGGCCACCUCGGCAGCUGCCCACCAGCAUCCCUACUAGUGUAACUUGGAUGAAACCGAUUUUAGUGCCUGUUUCUCUGCAUCAGCAGCAGGAAAUGUCUGAUCAGAGAACCAUGAUUUCAGUUUCAGAGACUGGGGUGUAUUGGGGUUGGGGGGAGGUGGGUGGGCGAUAAAGAAAGGAUGAGUGGUGAUGGCGGCGUGUUCAUGCAUGUGUAUGCGUGUGUAGUUUUGUUUUCCCUUGGCCAGGAAAGUGAAACAUUAUCCAGUCUGGUACAUUUAUCUUUCAAGUGCCUUCCUCUACACUCAGGAGGUCUUCAGAUUACAUGGGGAAAGUAUCAUUAUAAAGGCACAAGGAGUUUGGAUUAUGGAAAGCACAAAUUAUCCAUCCCAAGCCCUGCCUGUUGAGGACCCUUUGAAGUCUUCUUUGUGAUGCCUGUUGAGCUCAUUUUAACAUCUCCCACUACCCUCCACUCAGAAUGCCAACAGAUUGCUCAUAGACCUUCACAGUCUUUCUUUUUCCUUAGGAAAAUAAUAUCUAGGUGCAAAACACCCUUCAAAUCCUCCUUUUGUCCCAGAAAUGAGAUUUUUAGGGCUUUUUUAGCAGGACUGUGUUACAAAGAGAGGCAGUCGCUAUAUUUUCAUUGGGGACCUUGGAAGGAUUUGCCAACAGAGUGAGCCAGGUUUUUAUAUGAAGCCAAAGAAGAUGCUCAUAGAAAUGUGCCCUCAGAACUGGUCUUUUUGGACUGGGCUUGUGUUUGGGGUUUACCAAUUCAGGUCUGCCCCCAUACAGCCAUGGAGAAUGGCAUGGAGCACUUUGCAUUUAAGUGACUUGCUCAGGCUCAGAUGGCCAGGAUGUGUUCGGGGCACCAUCGGAACCCAGGUCAUUCUGGCUCCAAGGCCAUUUCUUCUGCCACCACGCCUUACCUGCCUCUCAUUGGUUUUACCAGCACCAAGUUCUGUAUUACAUAGUAAGUGCUAUGAUGGAUGUUUCUCUUAUCUUUUGUUGAAUCUCUUCAGUCUUUUCUCUCUCAUGCUCCCCAACCCUGCAAGAAGCAUGGGAGCCAUAGAGUGGCCCAUCUCUUCUUUUUUUCCCUACCUUGAGAAUUCUCCUACCAAAUCUACCAUGAGAGAAGAGCUUGGUGCAGGCACCAUUCAGCUCAUGCCAUGUCCUCAGGAUUCGUUCCUGGAGCCCCGAGGCUCCCAUUGCUAUGGAAUGACCAUUGGCAGGAGGUGGGACAGUGUUCUGUGAACACAUGGACCAUCUCUUCAGCUUGUCCACUAGGUUGUAAUUGGGAUUACCAGGGUUCUGGAGAUAGACUAAGCACUAACACCUUAAUGUAGAUAAGGCAGAACCAUUUUUCCAGAAAACCAGAUGGUUGGGGAACAUGUUCCUUGUCUUCUUGGAGAAGAGGUAUUUAAAUCAAGAAAGUCACUUCAAACAUGAAGUAUGAUUCUGAUACUCAAUGCCAUAGAUUCAGUAGAGCAAUCAGGAAGGCUUGGGUUCAAAUGCUGCCUGGAACAAUUACUUUGCUUUGUGAGCUUUGGCAAGUCAAUUAGUUGCCACCUGCCUCAGUUUCCUCAUCUGUAAAACAAGAGAGUUGAAAUCGAUGACUCCUAAAGUCCCUUCCUGUUCUAAAUCAAUAAACUUUCACUUUGAAGAAACCAGCAUAAGGGACACUUUUUAUAUAACUGCUUCCUUUGACUAUGGAUGGCUCCCUUAACAACACAAAGCUUUCCUAGUGUAGCCUAACCAAAUGGAAGGGUGUCUACACUUGCUUUGGUCCUCUGAACUCUGUUCCCCUUGUAUCAUAUCUGCUAACAAAAUGAUGCCUUUUCUUAGACAGGCCUAUCUCCAGCUUGUGAAUUCCCUGGUCAUUUAAUGCCUACUUGGACUAUAUUUUCAUUGCAUUUCUCAAGGAGCAACACAACCCAAGAAACAGCUAGAGGUCAGCAAGAUUUGCCCUAUGGUGGAAUCGAGCCCUUCUUUGGGGACUAGUGUGUGAAUACCAUUCAGUGGAAGGAACAGGGGAAAAAAGACCAUGAAAAUAUCUCUUUUCUUCUUUUCAUUUUUGGACACAGCCUGUGUUGAAAGUAGACCCCAGGGCCAGCCACGGCAUGUCCCCCCUCUUGGACCCUGCCAGACAGGGCAAAGAAACAAACAGUAUGUCUGAAGCCAACGACCUGUCUUUGUCUCUGAAAGCCUCGAACGCUGAAUUUCUGCGAACAUACAAUUAACCUUAGUUUCGUACACCAGCAGGGGAAAGAGCCUGGGAACGUCGAGGUUGUUCCAGCAGGAUUGGGGCCCAGUUCACACAGCUGUGCAGAAUUCAAAAAUGAAAUGCCUUGGUGUUCCAAAAUGUUUAUCCACCCAUAAAACAUCCGCUGGUCUUUGUCAGCCUUCCAAGACUUGUUUGAUAGUGGAUAACAAGUGUGUUACAAAGCUAAAAGAAGACCAGGGCUUGAGCCUUGAUGAAUUGUGUUCUACAUUUUUUUCAAAAUUCACAUUCCAUCACUGGAUUUUAUUCAGGGCUGCUUUGGGGACCUGCGCCCCCUCCCCAGCACCCCUGACUGGUGGCCCUCGCUCAAUUGUUGGAUCAUAGAUUUAGAACCGGAAUGGUGUCCCUGGAAUACCCUCAUUUUACAGAAGAUGAAACAGAGGCUGUAAAGGUGAAGGGACUCGUCCAAAGUCACCCAGAGCAUGAAUGGCAGCCCCAGAAUUGGAGCCCAAUCGGUCAACAAGCAUUGAUUGACGAAGAGCUGUGCCAAGCUUACCUGCCCUCGUGGAGCUGCCCUUCUGUGGGGGAGCCACCAAGUACAUACAAGCUACAGCUCCUCGAAGUCAGCUUCAGCUUGUUUUGAUUGCCCCACCAGCCCUUCCUCCCUUCCUAGGUCUAUCAGUCCAACUCCACUGAAUGCUAACUGGUUUUGUAAGUUAGCAGAAAGGGUUUUGCUCCUCUUCCAAUCAGAAUGCAACCCAUAGAGUUGGGUCAGGGUGACAGUCAAAAAGAAAAAGAAUUCGUUCCUGAAAAUGGGUGAUGAUUGGUUUGUUUUUAAAGAAUGAUUCAAUAAACAAAAGGGAGUCAGGGAGUCAGUCAACAAGUAUUUAUUAAUGGCAGACCCUAUGUUAAGUGUUGGGGGUACAAGAAAGGCAAAGCGACUUUCUGCUCCCUCUGGGUCAUUGCCUUUUCCAGUGUUAGCUGGGACCUGCUGGCAAGGCUCUUUACUUUCUGGACCAAGAGAGUUCAUUGGGAGGAUUGACAGGGAUGCUUCUGGGAGGCACUUCUUUGGGGUCUCCCAGGCCUGAGUUACCACUGGUGAAGCUGCCCUGUGUGACUUGGGGAAGAACUCUGCCUUCCAGGCUGGCCCCGUGUUUGGCUUUGUGUGAACUCUCUUCCUCCUCUUUAAGCUCUCCCCUAAGAAGCUUCUGAUGAUCAGCUCCCAUCAAAGUCUUUAAAGCUCUAGAAAUAGGCAGAAUGGAGAACCCUGCCUGCAAGCUUUCAAAGCUGUCCGGCUUGUCUGUGCUUCUUGAUGAUUUUCCUUCUUGUCUCUUCUCUGUAUUUUUUCCCAAGGUGCCUCAAGGUUUGUUUGUUUGUUUUCUCCCUCCUUCCUUCUUCUCUCUUUGUCGCUCUCCACCCCGUCUUUCUCUAUCUCCCUCUCUCUCUCCCUCCCACUCUCUGUCUCUUUCCCUCCCUCCCUCUGUCUCUCUCCACACCCCUCUCUCUUUUUCUCUCCCUCUCUCUUCCCCCCUGUCUCUCCCCCUUCCUCUCUCUGUCUCUCCCCCACUCUCUGUCUCUCUCUACCCUCUCUUUUUCCCUUUCUCUCUCUCCCCAUCUUUCCUCCUUCCUCUCUCCCUACCCUCUGACUCUAUUUUUCUCUCCCUCCCUCUCUCUGUCUCUCCCCUUCCUCCUUCUCUCUCUGUCUCCCCCCCCCCCCCCCCCAUCUCUAUCUUCUUCUCGAGGAGUUUCUUCACUUGCUAUUUCUUAUGCCAAUGAAAUCAAAGGUCCAUUCUACUCACAUGCAUAUCUGCAUACACAUGCACACCUGCAUAUAUGUAAUGUAUGUAUAGAUGUAUACACAUGUGUAUAUAUGUAACAUGGUAACUACCUGACUCUUUAUACAUAGCAAAAAAAGGGGAAGCUGCCAUUUGCCACAUCUGUGCCUUUGUACAAGUCACUUGAUUUCUCUAGACCUCAUUUUCAUCAUCUGUAAAAUGAGAGGGUUCGACUGUAGGACCUAAGGGAGGUGCUUCCAGGUCCAAGUCUCUGAUGUCUGGUUUUAUAGGCUAUUUUAAAAAGUAAAGCAAAUGAAGCUCAUGGUUUCACUUAUACUUUCACCGUACAUCUGGGCUUUCCAUUUACAUUACCUGAACCUUGUUUAUCUCAGAUGCUUCACUUUCAGAAACUAACCUUCUUCCUUUGCUUGACUUAGAACUAGUCGCCAUCUCCCACCUGCGUGUUUCUUAGCUUGGGACGUUUAAAAAUGAUAUGGGUGGUUCAAGUCAUAGCAAGAUUCAUUUAAUGGUAGCUUUCAGAAGCAAACUCCCUCUCUCUGAUGCUGACUAACAUUUCUUAUUAAUAUAACGUCAUCUCACUGGCACCUAAGCAUCGAAGACUGGUCCUUCCAGGUCGUCGCCUCUCCCUCCCUUUGCAUUUUACAUCCUAACAUUUUGGCAUCACAGAGUUACUGUGAUGGUAUACUGAAGAGAGUGGAGGUCUGGGACCAGAAUUAUUGGUAGAAUAAAUAUGAGUGGAAUCCUCCGCAGGCUCAAUGAGGUGCCGAUCUUCUCUUUAGGUCCCAUGUUAGCUUGUCUCCUUGGACAUUUUGGUACAAAGGAAAGGAAAAUGGAAAUAAUGGAGAUAUUAGAGAUGGGGUGAAUCGUUGGCCAUUACUGGUGUAAUUGGGGAAAUGCAGCGAUAUGCUAAAUGUAGCCUGUUUUUCUUUCAUCCUCACACAUGUACAAAUAAAAUGGAUACCAGGAAUCUCCUGGUUCCAUAGAAAGAUCCCCAGAUCAGAACUUCAUCAGGCUGUUGAAUCCAUCAACAAAACUCUUUUAUCUUCCUCCUUUCUUUAUGCAGGAACCUAUUCCAAAGUGUCACCAAUGAAUUUCAGAGUGAUUCUAGAAUAUCCAAAGUCAUUUUCAAGCAAAGUCUUUUUUUUAAAAAGGCAAAAGGAGGAAGCAUUUAUGAAACGUCCCCUGAUCGCCAGAUGCUACACUACGCUCUUUACACAUAUUCUCUCUUAAACUGCAGUAUCUGAGACCUCUUUUUUUUUUUCCUGAGCUAAAAGUUGGCAGAGUUGGGGGAAAAAAAUUUCUUUAUCGAGCAUGAAAAGCUCGCUGAGAGAGGAAGUGUUUCCUUCCAUGUUUAUCUUUCGUUCUAUUAUUAUAGCAUGAUUCAAACUAUUGUAAAAAUGAAUAACAAGUGUCAAGUGGAGAAUCCUACAGUACUAACCCAUGUUGUUGUUGUCGUUUAUAGCCUAUUUCUUGCCUCUGCCUGCAGAAGUGGGGCAAAUAGAAGAUUGUACUUUGCAGGUGGAUUUAGGCAGACCCAUCUGAGGGGGUCAGAGUUCUCACAGGAACAACUAUCCUGUCUCUUCAAGGUGUGCUCCAUAAAUCCUACAGGUGCUCUUUCCAUGGUAUAGAUCUCCGAAGAGUCAGUUUAUAAACCAUUAAGAUCUCCCUCUAGCAACGGUCCUUUCCAUCCUUCUCUCUCCCUUUCCCUGAGAUGAUGGCCAAGACCCACAAGGAGAUGAGGCAACCCAAUACCUCUCCCUAUAGAUGCCAAGUGUGAUAAACUGAGGCAGAUGACAUCAGAAGGUUCCCAAGCUCUGGUGACUUUUGAAUAUUUCAAGCUCUGAGCCUCCUUUUGUAGAGAAGAAAAAUAUCCAGUUCACUCAGAAGACCAUUACCAGGACAGCUGAAAAUAUAGGCACUGGUGAAAGUCUCACCUCCAGACAAAUUCUAUUAAAGAAUACUUCUGAGACUUAAAAAGUCCUUUAAGUGAGAAAUAGUUCUCCCAUCUCACUGAACCUUAGAACAAUCCUGGAAAGUGGGUGGUCGAAGUAUUAGUACCAACAUUUUAUAGAUGGGGAAACUGAGGUUCAGACCCCCCCCCCCAUCUCUCUCAUUUAGUAAGUGGAAUAUUAGAGCACAUAUUCAUGUCUUCUGCUUCAAAUCCAAAUGAUGGCUCUUUUCAACUCCACUUCCCUCGGUCAAGAUUCCCCAUUGCCCAGAUGCUUGCUUGGUGAAGGAAUGGAAAAACAGUUUGUUUUGUUUCCUAAUCCUGAAAUUGCUAUGCAGCAGGUCUGCUAUAUGUACAGAUGCUCACACUUUUCAAACCCCAACAGCUUCAACAGAAGCUGGCCAGGGCCUACAAUACUGAAUGGUACUCAUUGUGUCUGUUUGUUCCUAGGACAUUUCAAUUUAAAAAAAAAAAAAAGCUUGUUAGUACAUCUAGUGACGUAACUAAUCUUCGCUAGGGGUGGAUGGAUGCUGCCUUUUAUUUUUAAAAAGCUGUUAAGUAUUUAUGAUCUAAUAGGGCCAGGAAAAUGGAAAAGCUGGCUCAAUUUUGAAUUACCCAAAUAAAUAAAAGCAACUGAUUGUGUGCA